Somion occarium is the source of this 249-nucleotide messenger RNA. The record is from the annotation of a GenBank genome assembly. NCBI's taxonomy places the organism in Eukaryota, Fungi, Basidiomycota, Agaricomycetes, Polyporales, Cerrenaceae.
AUGGUCUUCCUCAAGCUCGUUCGAUAUUCAAAACACGAUAUCCGUACCAGAAUACCGUGGUCACGCCUUGACGCUGAAGAGCAAACUGCUGAGGGCGUCUAUGGGGACGGAGAUGUUACAGGAUUUGAGGGAUGGGUUAGGCCAACGGAUUCCCGGCCGUUCACGAUGGAGGAGGACAUGCAUGAAAACUCAUUGGUGUUCAUUCGUAAACCAAUACAGCAAAACAGGGAUUCAGCUACCCCUUCGUAA